Molecule: messenger RNA, 3611 nt
Organism: Ziziphus jujuba (common jujube)
Lineage: Eukaryota; Viridiplantae; Streptophyta; Magnoliopsida; Rosales; Rhamnaceae
Product: phosphatidate phosphatase PAH1
Exons: 11
Coding region: 454-3204 (916 amino acids)
Molecular function (GO): phosphatidate phosphatase activity
Source: RefSeq, a predicted model, not a curated record
UGAAGGUGUCUGACUCUCUGGUUUGGGUUUUUUGUUAUCCAUACAAACCUCCAAGAAAAGUACGAACUUCGAAACCUCUCCCAAGUGUUUUUUUCAAUCUUCUGGAGAAUUUGAAUUUUCUUUCGCAAUCGUUGUUCUGAUCAAUUUCUUCAGAGGAAAUUUUCUCGCAGAGAAAUUUAAAAAAAAAAAAAAAGAAGAAAAGAAAAAGAAAAACCGAAUGGUUCUUCAUUUUCAUAGCUUUCCGAUUGGUUCUUUUCUCUUUUGCUGAUCGGAUUUUCUCUUCUGCUUUGUGAAUUCUACAAUCUGAAACCAUAGAAGAAUGAGAGUCGUAAUCAAGAAAAAGAAUCCGAGAAAUUAUUGGUAGUAUUAAUUGUGGUGAAAGCAAAAAGAUUUAAGUUUUGGAUUCAAAUUGGGCUUCGCUUGGUUGUGAGAAGGUUUUGGUAGCCUGACCAGAUGAAUGUGGUGGGUAGAGUUGGGAACCUGAUUUCCCAAGGUGUUUACUCUGUUGCCACCCCUUUUCAUCCCUUUGGUGGUGCUGUUGAUGUCAUUGUUGUUCAGCAACAGGAUGGGACAUUCCGAAGCACGCCAUGGUAUGUUAGGUUUGGUAAAUUUCAAGGUGUUCUCAAAGGCACCGAGAAGAUUGUGCGCAUAGCUGUAAAUGGCAUUGAAGCCAAUUUCCAUAUGUAUCUUGAUAAUUCAGGUGAGGCCUAUUUUGUCAAGGAGGUUGAUACUAGUAAAGAAAGUGAGAUAAAUGAUGUGGAUGGUUCUGAUAAUUUGGACAUUUCAGUAGAGGAUAGUAGAAUACAUGGGGAUAAGCAGAAUAAUGGUAAUGAGAAUGGCCUUGAUAUUCAUAGACUUCAGCAUAGUGUCUCUGAUUCUGGGGUGGUUCAAUUGCGACAUGAUAGCGAUUCCUUCAGGGCAGACCGAAUAGAGAGGUCAGAGUCUGAUGGUGAGCGUAGGUUUUAUGAAUUCCCAGAUGAUCAAUCUUCUCUCGAGGGUUCAGUUGAGUUGUCAGAGUAUGGGUCUAAUCGAUAUGAGAGUUUGGACAAUGAGAAUGUUGUGGAAUCACAGAAUUUGAAUUCAGAAGUUGUAUUAGUGAGUGUUGAUGGUCAUAUGCUGACAGCCCCCAUCACAGCAUCAGAACAGGAUACCGAGAAUGUGCAAUUAAGCACACCUCAGUUUCAUCUUGGCCCUGGUGAAAGCACUGAGUUCUGUGAUGGCAAUGAUGAUGAGUUUAGUUCAGGUGAAAAUGUUUGGUCUGUUGAUUACAUUAGUAAGCUGAAUGAAUCUACUACUAGUGAUGCGCCUGAUAAUGUUUGGAGUGUUAAGAAUGAUGAUACUACUACAAGGAUUCGGCACCAUAUGGAAGUUUGUGAAGGAGAGGUAGAACAUGUCUGUAUUGAAACUUUAGACUCUGCAACUAAGGAAGGAGAUUUCCAGUUGCAGACUGAUUUAGCAGAUGCAUCUGUGAAAAUAAAGAAGGGAGAAGUUUUCAAGAGUUGUUUGGAGCUAUCAGAAUUUAGGAAAGAGGAUAAACUUGCUGAUUUUGAAAAUGUGAGCCCCUCAUUGGAGGUUCGAAACUCUCCAGAGAAAUUUCACCAAACUCUUCCACUGACUGAUGAAACUGAAGAUGAUGUCAAAUUUGAAAAUAAUGAUGGGCAAUCUCCUUCCUAUAGUUCUGUUUCGGCUAAUAAUGAUUUGCCUUCCGAUUUACAAGUUGAGGCUGGAUCAGUUGAAAGGAAUGAGGUUGGUGCAGAACAUACUGGGAUUGACUUCAUUUCUGUUCAAUCAGUUGAUAAUAAUCCAGAGUGCAAGGAUGAAGGAACAUCAGCCAUAAUCAAUAAUACAGACAGUGCUGUGCAAAAACCUGUGGUAGAAGAUGAAUUUGGUGGAAGUGAGCUAAUGAAAUCUCUGACAAUAAAUUCAAGUCAAGAGACAAAAACUCAUUCAAGUAUAAGUUUUGAAAUGUCGCUCUGUCGGAAUGAACUUCAUGCAGGUAUGGGCUUGGAUGCUGCUGCUGAAGCCUUUGAUGCACAUCGAAUAUCUGCAGAGGAGUAUGAAAGUUCUGCUGCAGCAAUUGUUAAGAAUGAAAACUUGAUUAUUAGAUUUAAAGGGAGGUAUUUGCCAUGGGAAAAAGCUGCUCCUAUUGUUCUUGGAAAGGCUGCAUUCGAUAUAGGUCUACCUGUUGAUCCUAAAGAUGCAAUUUCUGUGGAACAGGAUAGCACACCAAAGCCAAGAGAUGAAGACUCUGUACUCACUCCCACUUCUUCUGGACGUAGGUGGAGGCUUUGGCCUAUUCCAUUCAGAAGGGUCAAAACACUAGAGCACACUAGCAGUAAUUCAUCAAAUGAUGAGGAAUUCGUUGAUUCGGAAUCUGUUUUACAGAAUUCACAAACAGAAGUAACUCCAAAAUCCCAUAGCAGCAAUGAGUCUCCUCACAAGCAAUUUGUAAGAACAAAUGUCCCUACUAAUGAGCAGAUAGCAUCUUUGAAUCUAAAAGAAGGUCAAAAUAUCAUAACUUUCAGUUUCUCUACCAGGGUUCUAGGAACACAACAGGUUGAUGCACAUAUUUACUUGUGGAAGUGGAAUGCACGAAUUGUAAUUUCUGAUGUUGAUGGAACAAUAACCAAGUCUGAUGUUUUAGGUCAGUUCAUGCCAUUGGUUGGAAAGGAUUGGACACAGUCUGGGGUAGCUAAACUUUUCUCUGCAAUUAAGGAAAAUGGAUACCAGCUACUGUUUCUAAGUGCACGAGCUAUUGUCCAGGCAUAUCUGACUAGAAGUUUUUUACUUAAUCUAAAACAGGAUGGAAAAGCUUUACCUAAUGGACCCGUUGUGAUCUCGCCUGAUGGAUUAUUUCCUUCAUUAUUCCGUGAAGUAAUAAGAAGAGCACCUCAUGAAUUCAAGAUUGCAUGCUUAGAGGAUAUUAGAAGACUCUUCCCUUCUGACUACAAUCCAUUUUAUGCGGGUUUUGGAAAUAGAGACACAGAUGAGCUGAGUUACAGAAAAAUUGGGAUUCCAAAGGGCAAAAUAUUUAUAAUCAACCCUAAGGGUGAAGUGGCCAUUAGUCAUCGCAUUGAUGUCAAAUCGUACACUUCUUUACACACUCUUGUUAACGAUAUGUUCCCGCCAACUUCACUGGGUGAGCAGGCAAACUACAACCAAUGGAAUUUCUGGAGGGUGCCACUGCCAGACGUUGAGUUAUAGUUGCUAGUUAUGGAAAACAACUCCCUUUGGGCCAAAAAGAAAAAAAAAAAAAAAUCAGCGGCUUGGGUUGUGUUCUACCACAUAUAAAUUAUAUUCAAAUUGGUUGCUGGUCUGCUCCUUGUAGAAUUGAUGCUGGUAGAUCCAUACGAAAUUUAUAAGUGCAGGUGUUUUGAUUCAUUAGCCAUGCACUUUGUAGUAGAAGCACGAGAAUAAAAUUUUUUUGGCACUGGGUUCUUCUGCUCAACCACCCAUCCUCCAAUGUUUUAGUUUUCUCUGUUCUGAUUUUUGUAAAAUUUACUGAUUCCCAAUUAAUAGUCUGAACAGUGACCCACAAAAAUUAUACAAAAUGUAUGAACAUUGUUUAGUUGAUUGAGCAGGCAUCUAGUUAUGCCUAAAUUCAUCAUGCA